AUAACAGAACUAAUAAAGAAUACCCAACAGUAGUCUAGUACAACACAUUUGACUAUGUGGUUGUGUCAUGUCUUUGUUAUGGGCCCAUGCACUAAAGGAAUUCGAGCAAUUUCAAUGGAUAUGGGUCCAUAAACCAUUUACAGCCAACCAUUUGCUGCUAUCUCUCAAUCUUCAUAGCUCUUAAUCUCUUUCAAAAUUCAGCUAUUAGAUACAACUUUCUUACUAGUUGUUUUGCUUUAACAAAAUCAAAACAAGAUGGCUGCAACUAUGAUAGGAGGUGCUUUUCUCUCUGCAACUGUUGAAAUCUUACUUGAGAAACUUGCCUCAACAGAGUUUCUUGAUUACAUCACAAACACCAAGCUCAAUGUCUCCCUCUUGAGAAAGUUACAAACAACCCUGCUCACUCUUGCGGCCGUGCUGGAUGAUGCAGAAGAGAGGCAGAUCAACAAUCUUGCUGUCAAAAAAUGGCUAGAUGACUUGAAAGAUGUUGUCUUAGAUGCUGAGGAUUUGGUCAAUCAAAUAAGUUAUGAUUCCCUUCGGUGCAAGAUGGAGAAUAGACAAGCUGGAAACAGAACUAAUCAGGUGUGGAAUUUAUUUUCAUCUCCUUUCAAAAACUUGUAUAGAGAUAUCAAUUCCCAAUUGAAGAUCAUGUGUCAAACCCUUGAACCUUUUGCACAACAUAAAGAUACCCUUGGAUUGCAAACAAAAAGCGCAAGAGUUUCUCGAAGACCACCUUCAAGUUCAGGGGUUAAUGAAUCUGUCAUGGUCGGUAGGAACGAUGAAAAAGAUACAAUCAUCAAUAUGCUUGUAUCAGACUGUGGCAUCAGCAAAAAUAAUAACUUAGGUGUUGUUGCAAUUUUGGGUAUGGGAGGUCUCGGAAAAACGGCCCUCGCCCAACUGGUUUACAACAACGAAAAAGUUGAACAACAUUUUGAUUUCAAAGUCUGGGUUUGUGUAUCCGAGGACUUUGAUGUUUUGAGAGUAACCAAGUCUCUCCUUGAAUCUGUUGUUAGAAAUACAACAUCCGCAGCUUCAAAGGUAUGGGAAAGUGAUAACCUUGAUAUUCUUCGAGUUGAAUUAAAUAAAAACACGAGGAAGAAAAGAUUUUUGAUUGUGUUGGAUGAUCUGUGGAAUGACAAUUACAAUGACUGGGAUGAGCUAGUAAGUCCCCUCAUUGAGGGAAAACCUGGAAGUUCAGUGAUUAUAACAACGCGCCAACAAAAAGUUGCAGAUAUGGCGAAGACAUUUCCUGUUUAUAAAUUAGACCCUCUGUCACAUGAAGACUGUUGGUCUAUCCUCUCAAAACAUGCAUUGGGAAGUCAUGAAUAUCACGCCAAUAAAAACACAGCGCUUGAAGAGAUUGGUAGGAAGAUUGCAAGAAAGUGUGGCGGAUUGCCAUUAGCUGCUAAAACAAUGGGAGGACUUCUACGUUCAAGGGUAGACCCAAUGACAUGGACUGAUAUUUUGAACAGCAAUGUAUGGAACUUAGCAAAUGAUAAUAUUAUACCUGCUUUGCAUUUGAGUUACCAAUAUCUUCCCUCUCAUUUGAAAAGAUGUUUUGCGUAUUGUUCAAUUUUUCCAAAAGAUUAUCCACUCGAUAGGAAGAAAUUGGUUUUGCUGUGGAUGGCAGAGGGCUUCCUUGAUUAUUCUCAUGAGGGAAAGUUGGUAGAGGAUGUAGGUGAUGAUUGCUUUGCUGAACUGCUGUCUAGGUCCUUAAUUCAACAAUCAAACGAUGGUGCUCGUGGAAAAUUGUUUUUCAUGCAUGAUCUUAUCAACGACUUAGCUACAGCCGUGUCUGGAAGAAUUUGUUGUCGGUCUGAAUGUGGUGACAUCUCUGAAAAGGUUCGUCAUUUAUCAUAUAUUCAAGACGAGUAUGAUAUUUUCACGAAGUUUAGGCCUUUCUACAAUUUUAAAUGCUUGCGAAGCUUCCUACCCAUUACUUUCUGGAGGUCAUAUAGUUACUUAUCUAUCAAGGUGGUUGAUGAUUUGCUACCAUUAUUCAAAAGGUUGCGCGUGUUGUCACUAUCAAAGUAUGUAAACAUCACCAACCUACCGGAUUCAAUCGGAAAUUUGGUGCAAUUGCGGUAUCUAGAUUUGUCCUUGACUAACAUCAAAAGUUUGCCUGAUACAAUAUGUAACCUUUAUAAUUUGCAGACAUUGAUUUUAUUAGAUUGCGAGUGUCUCACUGAAUUGCCACUCCACAUGGAAAACUUAAUUAGUUUACGUCACCUUGAUAUAAGUGGGACUGACAUAAAAGAGUUGCCUAUGGAAAUUGGUGGACUAGAAAACCUCCAAACUUUGACUGUUUUUUUAGUGGGUAAACGACAGGAAGGGUUAAGUAUCAAAGCGCUAAGGAAAUUCCCAAACCAACAAGGGAAACUUACCAUAAAAAACCUAUACAAUGUCGUUGAUGCAAAAGAGGCCGAAGAUGCCAACCUGAAAAGCAAAGAGAAAAUUGAGAAUUUAGAGUUGAUAUGGGGAAAACAAAGUGAAGAUUCAGUAAAAGUGAAAGUUGUGCUUGAUAUGUUGCAACCACCAAUAAACUUGAAGAGCCUUAAAAUUGACUUGUAUGGUGGGACAAGUUUUCCGAGUUGGUUGGGAAAUUCUUUGUUCUCUAACAUGGUGUCCCUUGACAUUCAUAACUGUGAAUACUGCAUGACACUUCCAGCGCUAGGCCAACUACCUUCUCUCAAGAAGCUGAGUAUAUCGAAUUUGUUUUCAUUGGAGACAAUUGGCUCAGAAUUCUAUUGUGUUGAAGAAGGAGAAUGUUCCAAUUCUACCUUCCAACCAUUUCCUUCCCUUGAGCAUUUGAAAUUUCACAACAUGCCAAAUUUGAAGGAUUGGAUUCCCUUUGAAAGUAUAAAUUUUGCAUUUCCCCAACUUAGAAUUAUGAAGUUACAUGAUUGUCCUGAACUAAGGGGAGAUUUGCCUAGCCACCUUUCUUGCUUGGAGGAAAUUGAAAUAAGAAGUUGUUAUAAGCUAUUGGAAACACUCCAUAGUUUGAAUUGGCUAUCGGCAAUCAAAAAACUAAGAAUUGAAGGAGACUUAAGGAGAGAAUCUCCCUUGCAACCUGCAGCUGCUGAAAGUUACCCAAUGUUUAUUUCUAAAAUGAUCAUGAGUAGUAUUUCUCUUACUCGUUUGCAUCUCUGGAAUAUUCCGUCUCUCACUGCAUUUCCCAUAAAUGGUCUACCCCAUUCACUGCAGUCACUUCAUAUUUAUAGGUGUAGGAAUUUGUCCUUCAUGCCUUUCGAAACAUUUCAAAAUUACACAUCACUUGUGGAUCUUUAUAUGCGGCAUAGCUGUGAUUCACUUACAUCAUUUCCACUUGAUGGUUUCCCUGUGCUCCAAGAAAUUAUCAUUUACGGUGGAAGGAGUAUGAAUUCCAUUUUUAUUUCAGAAAGUCCUUCACGUAUGCAGUCAAGCCUCCGAUCACUUCGUAUUACAUGCAGGGAGUCACUUAAAGUCAAUCUUAGGUUGGACACGCUCACCAAUCUUGAACAUCUGAGUCUUCACUGUCUUGGAAAGUUGUCAUUUCAUGAAGGAGUUUGUCUGCCCCCCAAAUUACAAUCAAUUAAGAUUUCUUUUCGAGGAACAAAGCCGCAUGUAAAGGAAUGGGGUCUCCAAGACCUAACCGCUCUUUCAGGCUUGAGCAUUCAAGAAAAGGGUGAAAUGGUUAACAACUUGACAAUGGAUCUGUUGCUCCCCAUCUCCCUUGUGUAUCUCACUGUCGGUGAUAAUCUUUCUUUUGAUCUAAAUGGGCUUCGACAUCUCUCCUCUCUCGAAAAUCUCAAAUUUCUUUUUUGUGGACAUCUCAAGUCUUUGCCAGAAAACUGUCUUCCUUCCUCACUGAAAUCACUUGAAUUUUAUUAUUGUGAACAACUAGAGUCAUUACCAGAAGACGGACUUCCUACCUCUCUUAAUGUACUGACCAUCACGGGAUGCCCUUUGUUAGAAGAAAGGUAUAAAAGGAAUGAAAAUUGGUCCAAAAUUUCUCACAUUCCUGUCAUAGUUAUAACUGAGGAAGUCACAAUAUGAAGACAAGUUGCCUUCCUGUUGUUUCAGGAGUGGCUGGCAGUUAAUGAAUUCUUCAUAAGCUGCAUGAGCCAGUGAGACAGAGUGCAGAGCAGUAAGCUUUGUAAUAUUUUCUUAUCAUUUGAAGGAUUCAUAAAAAGUGUUGUUUGAAACCUUGUGUUCCACUGCUUUGUUAGGAUGUGGCAACAUGAAGCAUAAAUUAAUGGAACAAUUAACAUUGA
This is a messenger RNA of Lathyrus oleraceus (garden pea), 4253 nucleotides long. Its product is annotated as putative disease resistance RPP13-like protein 1. The transcript has 2 exons. The record is from RefSeq and is a predicted model, not a curated record. Lineage: Eukaryota; Viridiplantae; Streptophyta; Magnoliopsida; Fabales; Fabaceae. Bases 256 to 4035 code for a protein of 1259 amino acids. Gene Ontology annotation, molecular function: ADP binding.